UGAUAUAUCAUCCAGAUAAAAAUAAAGGAAGUGAAGAAGCUGCAAAAAUUUUCCGUGAUAUAACUUCAGCAUAUGAAAUCUUGGGAAAUGUCCGUCAAAGAAAAUUAUAUGAUAGUGGAGCUAACUUAAAUCAAAAUUCUUCUCAAUUUACUACUAAACAACAACCUUUUGAAACAAUGUAUACAAAAAAUGAUAUUUAUAAAACCAAUGUCCGUAGCAGAGACUAUAAUUUUGAACAGUGGUCUAAGGCUCAUUAUACAAAUGUAUUUAGGCGACACCAUGAAACUCGACAAAAACAUACAAGAAACAAAAUGAACGAUGAAUAUGCAGAACGACAAAAUUCAUAUAAUUUAUUGACAAUUAUGGUCUUUGCAAGUAUUUUUAUUUUAAUUUCAAUGUUUGAACACGUGAAAAAAAUACUUAUUGAACGCAAUAGAGUAAAAAGAAUUUCUGACAAAAAUAUACAAGAUGAUUAACAUAAAUAAUUUAUUUUAAAUGUCUAGUUAUUGAAUUAGUUUAUUGAAAAUGUCAAAGAAUCAACUAUAAAUUCUAUAUAC
Messenger RNA from Acyrthosiphon pisum (pea aphid), 557 nucleotides. RefSeq lists its product as uncharacterized. The transcript has a single exon. Bases 177 to 476 code for a protein of 99 amino acids. The record is from RefSeq and is a predicted model, not a curated record. NCBI's taxonomy places the organism in Eukaryota, Metazoa, Arthropoda, Insecta, Hemiptera, Aphididae.